Molecule: messenger RNA, 2211 nt
Organism: Aspergillus steynii IBT 23096
Lineage: Eukaryota; Fungi; Ascomycota; Eurotiomycetes; Eurotiales; Aspergillaceae
Product: putative mitochondrial respiratory complex I chaperone (Cia84)
Exons: 2
Coding region: 1-2211 (736 amino acids)
Molecular function (GO): protein binding
Source: RefSeq, a predicted model, not a curated record
AUGUCCGAGCCGGCCGAUCCCCGGCCUGCAUCUUUGCCGUCGGAGACGGGCUUAAAGCCCAUGAGGGACUUGAUGAGAGCACUGAAGGAUAAAAGUCGAGGCCCUACAAAUGACCUUUUGGCCAAAGCCUUUCAGGACUUCUUCGCCGUGCGGGUCGCGUCCCCGGGGGUCAUCACCGGUUUUCAGGCACGUCUGCUCAGCGUAACGUGGAAACAUCUACAAGCUCAGAAGGAUGACUUGGAGCCUGAAGAAUGGCAAGCCGUCUUUUCGACCGAGAGCCUGGAAAACAUGUUGUUUGUGUUGUCGGAGACGACAUGUCUGCCGGAGUCGCGCGAGGUGGUCCAAAGGGUGGCCCGUUUUGCCUACCUGGAGCUUUGCGCGGAUGAAGGGUUUGGCCCCAACCAAAUCAGCCGGCCUGCCCUCAUUGCCUACGUGAAUAUCCAAGCCUUGACUGGCAAUCCCGAAGAAGCCCGUCACGUUGUGGAGUACUUUUGGGCCAAACUGCACAAAACCAGCCCCUCUCCGUGGCUCACGGUUAUGAGAGGAUUUGCUACCAACAACGACCAGCAACAACUUCGCCAGACCGUCGAAAUGCUCGACAAUUAUGGCGUCAGGUUUGAUGGCACUUCUCACGAGGACUUGGUAGAAAUUCUCAUCAAACAAGAUCUCCUGGAAGCAGUCAAAGCGAUCUUUGAAUGCCCUCUGUUUGGCCGCCAGGAACCAACCCUCGCCGCCAAGCAAGCGGUUAUAAGAUAUGCGAUUCUUCGCUCGGAGACGUCUUGGGCGGAACCCAUUUUUCAAUCCAUUGCGCAGGUACCUCUCGCAGAGAACAUGGGCACCACGCUGCUUUGGGAGGCCGCUCAUGGUAAAGAUGCAUCGGGCAUUGCAGACAUGGUCAGGUCGUUGGUGGCUCGAACCCCCGAAGCAAAGGCAUCCAUCGAUAUCUCGUGCGUAAACCUUCUGUUGGAGUACGCCAAUUCUCGUAGCAACCCUGAGUUAGCCGCAGGAUUUGCUUCUCUGGCGCCACAGUGGGAGCUAGAGUCCGAUGUACAAACGCGCCUAUUGCAGCUGGAAUCGAAUAUCCAAGCCCGGAAUGUCAGCGGAACAGUGCAAUGCCUCCAGGAUCUUCGCGAUUUUAAUUCCAUCGCUCUUGGGAACCUGCCGCUGAUGAAUAAACUCGUUACGAUGCUCUCUUUGUCGGGGCAGGAAGAUGCCGUCUUCGAUCAGGUUUCGUCCUUCCUUGACCCGCUCUUCGAAAAUCAUGUGCGCUUGGACUCGGAGACGCUUGCAGCAUUGACACGCAUGCUGCUCUACCGCCACGACUGGGAGGGCGUGUCGGAACUCCUCCGCCCGCGUCUCGCCCUGUACGACUCGGAGGAACGAAGCAGGGUCCGGAAUGCGCUGACUGACUUCAUCAUGGACCAUUCUCAAGACAGUGCUGAUGCAUGGGAUGCCUACGAGCUCCUGCGGCUUGCAUUCCCGGAGACGGGCGUGGGCAAGCGAACCGAGAUUAUGACCUCGUUUUUCAACCGCGACCGGGGUGAUCUAGCAUUCCUCGUGUUUGGGCAUAUGCGGCAGGCUGAAGAGUUCUCGCGACGUCCCAAGCCGGACACCUAUGCCAAGUGUUUCCAAGGCAUUGCUCGAACCCGGGAUGUGAAUAACCUGGAGUUCGUCCACAACAUGCUCAAGCUAGACGUCGAGGUCGAUUUGAACACGCAGCUCCUGAACCGGCUCAUGCUCGCCUACGCAACCUGUGAUAUGCCGGAAAAGAGUAUGAAGGUCUUUCGCGAGAUCCUCCAAUCGAAGGAGGGCCCGACGCACAAAACCAUCGCCGUCUUUUUCAAAAUGUGCGCCAAACACCCAAGCGGAGUGCACGAGGCCGUCAAGAUGAUGGAUAAGGUCAAAGUUCUUGGUAUUGAGAUGGAUCGUCGUUCGUACACUGCGUAUGUCGAGGCUUUGGCUGCGCAGUGUGAGUUCAAACUGGCCACGGAAGCUCUGGAGAAGAUGCACAGCGAAAUUGGACAACUUCCCACCAAAAUGUCGAUUGCUCAUCUCUACAACGCGCUCCCGUAUCAAUUCUGGAAGGACGAAAUGGAGAAAUGGACCCGGGAAAAGUAUCCCGACCUGUGGGCUCGGCUAGAGACGGUCGAACGCUCGGAGCAGGAAGAGGGGCUUCGUUUCGAGGUGAAAAGCAACGAAAUCUUUGUCUAG